Messenger RNA from Parnassius apollo (apollo), 2037 nucleotides. The record is from the annotation of a GenBank genome assembly. Lineage: Eukaryota; Metazoa; Arthropoda; Insecta; Lepidoptera; Papilionidae.
AUGUUAUUUCAUAGGGAACAAUAUAUAUUUAACGUCUUUGAAGUUAUAGUAAGUACUUUGGAAACUAAACUACAAAGAAUCGAAAACUUAGACAAAGCUGUAGAACACUUGAUGCGUAGAGUGGAGGCAAUGGAUUCUCGCGUUAAUGACAACAUACACAAAACAGAUGCCAUCAUAUCGAAGUUGGGAAAUCUUGACUUAAAAUUAUUUAGCCAACCUAUUCCAGAUGAGGUUGAAUCAUUUACUGAAAACAUCGUGAAAAGAAAAAGUGACAACAAAGUUAAUGAUGCUCAACUACUUGACAGGAAGUUAGAAUCCUUGGAUCAAAAGGUAUCAAACAUAGAUUCUAAAUUGGUUGGUCUUAAAAAUCAAAUCGAUAACAACUUCUUACCAGUCGAUGAUAUUAAUGCUGAAGCCAGUGAAAAGAAGCCAAUUAAUUUAAAUGUUUUGGAAAUAGCGAAAGGGCUUAAUACAGAAGUUAUAAAAACAAUUACAAAAGAAGUCGAUCAGUUGAGGACAUCGAUGUCCACUGUCGAUCGUAAAUUGCAAUUUCAUAUAAACCUCGUUUCCGAAAAUUUAGGAAAGGUGCUUUAUAUGAUGGCGGAUGUACAUGCAGCAAUAGUUGAACCUGACGCAGCAUCUAUUAAUGUAAAUUCUUUAUUUAAAAAUAGAACAGCAACAAGCACUCAAUCGCCAAUAACGAAAGGCAGUAAAAUAGAUACUCUGGUUAAUAAAAUUAUACCCAUGAUGAGCGUGUCUGAGAAAAUGGACGAAGUUUGGGACGUAGUUGUCGGAACUAAAAGUUCAGUUGACGACUUAGUACCAAAAUCUGAUGAGCUUUUAACUCAAACGCAACGACAAGAGCGAGCUAUUGGACAAAUUCACAAUGAUUUGAGGGUUAAGACAAAUCUAAUUAUAGAGAACUUGGAUAUGGUGGAAAAGAGACUCAAGAAGCAAGAAGACGAUGUUGCGACUCUAGCACAGCGGCCAGUCCCUGCAGAACUUCUUCUUGAUCCGACAAUUGAUAGACUUGUUGAAUACGCGCCAAAUAGAUACAGAUACGACGAACCUUCUACAGACCCCAACACAAGUACUGUCGCAGCAACAACCCCGUCUACCUCGUCUUCCACAAUUUAUAACAGCCUGAACAACCCGAGCAGUCCCAGUGGAUCAAGCACGCCUGUUUCCAUGUCAGCAUCGAGCAGCAACGUUAGUGGUAACAACGGUACCUCAAGCUCAGGUCCUCGUCUCGCUAGCCGUAAAGGCGGCAUCAUCUUCCCCAGCGUUAAAAACAAGCCAAUCAUCGGCAAUAAUACUUUCGCUUCAGAGAUCGUCGCCAACUAUAAAGACGUGAAAGGUUUCUCGUGUGUCGACCUUCUAAAUGGAGGAAUGCGGGAAUCUGGAGUAUACUAUCUUCAAAUUAGAGGCACUUCUUACUGGUUCCUUAAGGUGUUUUGCGAACAAAACGUUGCGGACGGGGGUUGGACAGUGAUCCAUCGACGCGAUGACUAUGGGGUCCCAGCGGAAAAUUUCAAUCGCGACUGGAGCGAUUAUAAAAAUGGUUUUGGUGAUCCAAACAAAGAGUUCUGGCUCGGCAACGAGAACAUCUACAUGCUCACUAAUAAUGACGACUAUAUGCUAAGAGUGGAACUGGAAGACUUCGAUGGCAAUAAGAGAUAUGCACAGUAUUCGCACUUCAAAAUAUAUUCAGAAGCGGAAUACUACAAACUAGAAAUUGACGGAUACGAGGGCAAUGCAGGCGAUUCCCUAAACGAUCCCUGGUACGGGUCUAACAACAGUCCCUUCUCUACUUACAACAGAGACAACGACAGAUCAUCCUUGAAUUGCGCAUCGAUGCUUAAGGGCGGCUGGUGGUGGAAAUCGUGUGGACGCGGCCUCAAUGGCCUCUAUCUCCAUGACCCGCAAGAUCUGACCGCCCGACAAGGUAUAGUGUGGUUCCGCUGGCGAGGUUGGGACUACACACUAAAACGGGCCUCCAUGAUGAUCAAACCAAGAGGACUUCAACCAAAUACGUGA